UGCUGAAAAUAUGGUGAAUGCUGUAAAAAUUCUUUUAGUAGAAUUAGGUGUGUCAUCAAAGGAGUUGAUUGAUGUUUUAUCACCAUUUUAUUCAGCAACAUUACUGCUUUCAUCAUCCAAUUAUUCUACAAUUGGAGAAUUUCAUUUUACACUGUGGACACUAGUGAAAAACCUACAUAAACAGAUAGAAGUUGGCAAUACACAAUAUAUAGUAGCAAACUCAAUUUUAUAUAAAUUAGAACAAUAUUUCAAAUUACCUGAUGAAGCAAAAAUGAUAGCAUCAUUAUUGGAUCCUUCUACCAAAUGCUCAACUUUUACAACUGAUGAAAUUACAAGAACAGUAACUGCAAUAAAAU
Entrophospora sp. SA101 is the source of this 356-nucleotide messenger RNA. Lineage: Eukaryota; Fungi; Glomeromycota; Glomeromycetes; Entrophosporales; Entrophosporaceae. The record is from the annotation of a GenBank genome assembly.